Archocentrus centrarchus (flier cichlid) is the source of this 3650-nucleotide messenger RNA. It is a transcript of the gene jakmip3, whose product is annotated as Janus kinase and microtubule interacting protein 3. The transcript has 23 exons. The coding region runs from base 1 to 2523 and encodes 840 amino acids. Gene Ontology annotation, molecular function: kinase binding; microtubule binding. The record is from RefSeq and is a predicted model, not a curated record. Lineage: Eukaryota; Metazoa; Chordata; Actinopteri; Cichliformes; Cichlidae.
AUGUCAAAGCGAGGAGCAGGUGGGCGGGGUAAGGGGGAGCGACUGGACACCAUGGCAACUCUACAAGCAGCCAAUGAGGAACUCAGAGCAAAACUGACAGACAUCCAAAUUGAACUACAACAGGAGAAGAAUAAGGUGAGCCGCCUGGAGAGAGAGAAAAGUCAGGAGCUGAAGGCGGAGCAUCACAGAGCGGCGGUUGCUGUGACGGAGCUGAAGACUAAACUCCAUGAGGAGAAGCAGAAGGAGCUUGCACUCACCCGGGAGACAUUACUAAGGCAGCAUGAGAUGGAGCUGAUGAGGGUCAUAAAGAUCAAAGAUGGAGAAAUCCAACGCCUUAACGGGCUGGUGCUCACCUUGAGGGAUGGAUCCACAGACAAGGUGAGGAGUGCCCUGGUGGGGGAGGUAGAGGAGGUGAGGAAGAGCUGGGAGGCGGAGCGUUGUCGCCUCCAUCAGGAGAUUCAGGAGCUGAGAGGGGCAAAGAGGAAUGCUGAGGAGGCACUGACAUCAGCUCAGCAGGCCUGCCAGGCCCGAGCAGCUGAGCUCCGAUCAGCUCAUCAUCAACACCAGGAAGAAUUGAACAGGACCAAGAGAGACUGCGAGAGGGAGAUUCGCCGCCUGAUGGAUGAGAUAAAGCUGAAGGACAGAGCUGUCAGUGUUUUGGAUAAAGCCCUUGGUCUGCAGGCUGGACAUGCCCACCGCCUCCAGCUGCAGACUCAGGCUGCUGAACAGCAAAUUGCAGCCCUGAGAGAUGCACAGAGGGUGGGGCUAAAUCACCCCACUCUUAAUCCCAACCCUAACAACGCUCCUCACAUUUCUCAGGAGGACCGUGACACUCGGAGGUUCCAGCUGAAAAUAGCCGAGUUGAGUGCUGUCGUCAGGAAGUUAGAAGAUAGAAACGCUCUGCUGUCAGAAGAACGCAAUGAACUGCUGAAGCGUCUGAGAGAGGCAGAGAGUCAGUUUCUUCCUCUUCUAGACAAAAACAAGCGGCUGAGUCGCAAAAAUGAAGAGCUGGCUCUAGCGCUGCGUCGCCUCGACAACAAGCUUCGCUUUGUCACCCAGGAGAACCUGGAGAUGAGAAGGCCGAGUUCAUUAAAUGACCUGGACCGCAGCCACUCCACCAGUUACCAUGGUUACAGCCAAGAUGAGCGAGAGAUGGAGUUUCUACGGUUACAAGUCUUAGAACAGCAACACAUCAUCGAUGACCUGUCCAAGGCUCUAGAGACAGCUGGUUAUGUGAAGAAUGUGAUUGAGAGAGACAUGCUGCUGAGAUACCGGCGUCAGGAAUCGGUGAGGAGGAAACGGACCUUCAGAGCCUGCAGGGUCAUUGAGACUUUUUAUGGUUAUGAUGAAGAGGCAUCUGUGGAUUCUGAUGGCUCGUCUUUGUCCUUUCACACUGACAGAACUCCGGAUACUGAACCAGACGAGAUGUGUGUGCGUGAGGAAGCGGAGUUUCGUUACCGUCAGCUGACUCAAGAGUACCAGGCACUGCAGCGAGCGUAUGCUCUGUUAGCUGAGACGAGUGGAGGAAACUACGAUGCAGAGAAGGAAAUCAAGACCAGAGAGCAGCUGCUGAGUGAAAUCAGUCGAUAUCAGAGCAGAGUUUCAGAUCUGGAGUCAGCGCUGAAACAACAAGGGCUGGACCUGAAGUGGGUGGAGGAGAAGCAGGCGUUGUAUCAAAGGAAUCAGGAGCUUGUGGAGAAGGUCAGGCAGAUGGAAGGUGAAGAGCUGCGACUGAAAAACGACAUCCAGGACGUCAGAGACCAGAACGAGCUCCUGGAGUUCAGGAUUUUGGAGUUAGAGGAGCGGGAGCGGCGUUCACCUGCCAUCAACUUCCAACAGCUCCAUUUCCCAGAAGGCCUCAGUCCUCUUCAGGUCUACUGUGAGGCAGAGGGAGUCACUGAUAUUGUGAUGAGUGAGCUCAUGAAGAAGCUGGACAUUCUGGGAGAUAACGCCGUAAGUAAUCUGUCCAAUGAGGAGCAGGUGGUGGUGAUUCAUGCCAGGACGGUGCUAACUCUGGCAGAAAAGUGGCUGGAGUCCAUUGAAGUGAAAAAAUCGGCUCUGCAGCAGAAGAUGUUGGACAUCGAGAGUGAGAAGGAGCUUUUCAGUAAGCAGAAAGGUUACCUGGAUGAAGAACUGGACUACAGGAAGCAGUCGAUGGAUCAGGCCCAUAAGAGGAUCCUGGAGCUGGAGGCCAUGUUGUUUGAGGCUCUGCGACAGGAAGAGGAAUCCAGGAUGGCGGGAUUAAAGAUGGAGGAAGGCCGCCUGUCUGAGACUCUGACAGAGGAAGAGAGAGAGGAGCUGAGGAGAGCAAUGGACCAAUGGAAACGAACUGUGAUGUACGAGCUGAGAGAGAGAGAUGUCCAGAUCCUCCGAGAGAGGAUGGAACUGCUGCAGCUCACCCAACAGAGGAACAAGGAGCUGGAGGAAUUUAUAGAAGCACAGAAACGACAGAUUAAAGAGCUGGAAGAGAAGUUUCUUUUCCUCUUCCUGUUCUUCUCUUUGGCCUUCAUCCUCUGGUCCUAACAGCAUCAGGUGUCUGCAGACCACCACAGUCCAGCAGCUUAGUGGCGAGGUCAGCUCAGUCCAGGAGACCAGGAGGACUCAGAAGGAUUCCUGGAACCAGCAGCUCACCAACUGAGGGUCUCUGUUGCCAGCCAAUCACAGCAGAGCCCAGCUGUCAGUUACACCUUCCCAGAAUGCCACAGUGCUAUCUCAGAGAUGAAUGAUGACUUCCUGUCUGCUCACUGAUGUUCAGCUGAGUAAAAGACUCUGAACCAAACUGGUGUUGGACCCCUGCUAGCUAAACUAGGUGACGUCCUACAUGAUUAGCUGAGCUCACCGAUUUUGACGUUGGCAAGUUGGGUCAUUUCACUAACCUGUGACAGCGGUACAAGCUCAGCAGAGUUAGGCUGAAAAAAAUGACGUGGAAAACAUCUGAAUCCAGCCCGAUAGAAGUUCACUUCCACUGUUCUUUGUUCUGAUUGGCUGUUCUACCUGAAAUGUGGACAGUGAUAUCAGAUUUUAGCUCCUCCUCACUUUCAUUCACAGAGCUGAGGUUACACCUGGUUCAUCUACAACAGUAGAAACACCUUCAAAAAGUCAGAAGGUUUGUCAGAAAUCAAAGUGAAGAGUGAACUUGGAAAGGUAUACAACAGAACAAAAAGUAGUCCAGACAAACCAGGUUCAGGAAGUCCAGAAGACCAAAGUAGGUUCAGGUCCCAUGGAAGAUCUUGUUUUGGUGGUCCACACAAACCAGGUUCAGGAGGUCCAGAAGACCAAAGUAGGUUCAGGUCCCAUGGAAGAUCUUGUUUUGGUGGUCCACACAAACCAGGUUCAGGAGGUCCAGAUUAAAAUGUGGUGUCACAGAUUAUGUUGAAUAUGAUGGAGAAAAGCACAGUGGUACUUUUUGAUCUUGAGGUGCUAGAGAUCCUGGAUUCAGAUCCUGGACAAGACCCCGAAUAUGUUGCUGUUCCUAAAUCCACAUCUGUAUAAUGUCACAGGACUAAAAAUAAAUUAUAUCAUAAUAUAUAUAUAUAUAUAUAUGAUUUAUUAGUAUUAUAUGAAAUUAUGCACCUUUUCACUUGACACUGAAGUUACCUGAUAUUGUUAAAUAAAAAAGUUUAAAUAUAAAAAAGCUAAAGACUUUGUAU